Messenger RNA from Eremothecium sinecaudum, 702 nucleotides. RefSeq names its product Lsb1p (gene LSB1). Lineage: Eukaryota; Fungi; Ascomycota; Saccharomycetes; Saccharomycetales; Saccharomycetaceae. Gene Ontology annotation, molecular function: protein binding. Bases 1 to 702 code for a protein of 233 amino acids. Gene Ontology annotation, biological process: protein transport to vacuole involved in ubiquitin-dependent protein catabolic process via the multivesicular body sorting pathway. The record is from RefSeq and is a predicted model, not a curated record. Gene Ontology annotation, cellular component: ESCRT-0 complex. The transcript has a single exon.
AUGUCAUCAACUCUCAUCAACCGUUCCUUAACUAAUAUCAAGACUGAACUUGAAUUCCUAACUGAGUCCGGAGUUAUUUCGCAAAAACAAUAUAAGGAGAUUCUAGAAAAGCUACCCGAUCCAAAUGCAAGGAAUCCUCCUCCUUUGCCACGAGCUUCUUCAAGCGAAUAUGUGAUUGCACUGUAUGCUUUUCAAGCUCAACAGGAAGGUGAUUUGACCUUCAAUGCUGGAGACAAAAUCGAGGUUUUGGAAAAGCUUACACCCGAAUGGUACAAGGGGAGACACAAUGGUAAUGUUGGGAUGUUUCCAUCAAAUUAUGUCAAGCCAGCUUUUUCCAGUCCUGCUCCACCUGCAAAGGAGGAGUCGCUUCCUCCUCCAGAAUACAAACCUACCUCUAUAGUUCCUACUAAUCAUCCUGCCCCAACUUAUGGUCAAUCUCCACUUCCUCCUUCCGCAGCAGGAUACUAUCAACAUCCUCCACAAGGCCAGUAUCAACCACCUGCGCAAUAUCCGCCACCAGGUCAAUACCAGCAACCUCCAAUUCAAUAUGCACAACCUGCACCAGUACAGCCUGUUGUUCAACAAGGCCAGAGUGGUGGCGGUUCUUCAACGUUGAAAAAUAUUGGUACACAGCUAGGGACAGCAGCCAUUUUUGGUGCCGGUGCAACCAUUGGUUCAGAUAUUGUACACAGUAUCUUUUAA